AUGGAGGAAAUCGAUCCACCAGUUCCUUCAGGAGAAGUUACCCCACCAACCUCAGUGCAGUUCCAAUUGCUUACUACGUAUGCUCCACCACCACCGACUCCAGCGAGGGUACAAGUAGGAUAUUCGGGUGCACCCUUGGUUUAUCUCCUACCACCGGCUACUCCAAGUACAUCAGUAGGGCCGGUGCCUCCACCGUAUGUCCCGCCAUCCAUGUACAUGCCACCGACUUCGGUGUCUCCAGUUUCACCAUCUUCCAACGAUGCUAUGCGCAUCACAAUGCUUGAAGGAAAAGUUAACCAAAUGGCCUCUGACAUCGCUGAACUCAUGGCCUUGCUUAGGGGACCAAACCGUGCUUCUUCGAGUUCCAUCCCGCCUCAAGCACACGGGUAA
This is a messenger RNA of Punica granatum (pomegranate), 390 nucleotides long. Lineage: Eukaryota; Viridiplantae; Streptophyta; Magnoliopsida; Myrtales; Lythraceae. The record is from RefSeq and is a predicted model, not a curated record.